ACCACCAGAGGAAGGGCUGCUGGGCACACACCUAUGUCAAGACUGAGUCCCAAGGAGAACGCCUGAUCCACCAUAGAGCCAUUGAGGGAUCUAGGUGGUUCAGAGUCUGGUGUGUUUCCGUUUGGUUCCACUUCCACUACAGCUUGGAAUCCUGUGAAGAGAUCUGCCAUGGUGGCUUUGUCAAUGGCUCUCACUUUCCUGCUGGUUCUGGACACAGGGGACAGCGAGGUGGAUACCAAGAUCCCACCCUCGGGGGAUGCCACAGAAUGGUCUCCUGACCAGCCUCUGCUGGGAUCCUGCCAGCCAGCUCCCUCCUGCCAGAAGUGCAUUCUGUCACACCCUAGCUGUGCGUGGUGCAAGCAACUGAACUUCUCGGCCCCGGGGAUGGCGGAGGCGCGGCGCUGCGCCCGGCGGGAGGAGCUGCUGGCUCGCGGCUGUCCGCCGCAGGAGCUGGAGGAGCCGCGCGGCCACCAGGAGGUGCUGCAGGACCAGCCGCUCAGCCAGGGCAUCCGCGGCGAGGGGGCCACCCAGCUGGCGCCGCAGCGGGUGCGGGUCACGCUGAGGCCGGGGGAGCCCCAGAAGCUCCGGGUCCGCUUCCUUCGAGCCGCGGGAUAUCCGGUGGACUUGUACUACCUUAUGGACCUGAGCUACUCCAUGAAGGAUGACUUGGAACGCGUGCGGCAGCUCGGGCAUGCCCUCUUGGUCCGGCUGCAGGAGGUCACCCAUUCCGUGCGCAUUGGUUUCGGCUCCUUCGUGGACAAGACGGUGUUGCCCUUUGUGAGCACAGUGCCCUCCAAGCUGCUCCACCCCUGCCCCAGCCGGCUGGAGCGCUGUCAGCCACCCUUCAGCUUCCGCCACGUGCUGUCCCUCACUGGGGACGCUCAGGCCUUUGAGCGCGAAGUGGGGCGCCAGAGUGUGUCCGGUAACUUAGACUCACCUGAAGGCGGCUUUGAUGCCAUUCUGCAGGCUGCCCUUUGUCAGGAGCAGAUUGGUUGGAGAAACGUGUCCCGGCUGCUGGUGUUCACUUCAGAUGACACAUUCCACACAGCUGGGGAUGGGAAGUUGGGUGGCAUUUUCAUGCCCAGCGAUGGGCACUGCCACUUGGACAGCAAUGGCCUCUACAGUCGCAGCCCAGAGUUUGACUACCCCUCUGUGGGUCAAGUAGCCCAGGCCCUCACUGCGGCAAAUAUCCAGCCCAUCUUUGCCGUCACCAGUGCCAUACUUCCGGUCUAUCAGGAGCUGAGCCAGCUGAUUCCCAAGUCAGCCGUGGGGGAGCUGAGCGAGGACUCCAGCAACGUGGUGCAGCUCAUCAUGGACGCUUAUGAUAGCCUGUCAUCCACUGUGACUCUCGAGCACUCUUCACUCCCUCCUGGGGUCAACAUCUCUUAUGAGUCUCAGUGUGGGGGUUCUGAGAAGAGAGAAGGUGAGGCUGGACAGCGAGGACAAUGCAACCAUGUCCAAGUUAACCAGACGGUGGAUUUCUGGGUUACUCUCCAAGCUACUCACUGCCUGCCAGAGCCUCAUCUCCUGCAGCUCCGGGCUCUUGGCUUCUCGGAGGAGCUAACUGUGGAGUUGCACACACUGUGUGACUGCAACUGCAGCGACACCCGGCUCUAUGCUCCCUACUGCAGCAACGGCCAGGGGCACCUACAGUGUGGGGUAUGCAGCUGUGCCCCUGGCCGCCUGGGUGAGCUGUGUGAGUGCUCUGAGGCAGAGCUGUCCUCCCCAGAUUUGGAGUCUGGGUGCCGGGCCCCCAAUGGGACAGGGCCCCUGUGCAAUGGAAAAGGAAGAUGCCAAUGUGGACGUUGCAGUUGCAGUGGACAGAGCUCUGGGCGUCUCUGCGAGUGUGAUGAUGCCAGCUGUGAGAGGCAUGAGGGCAUCCUUUGUGGAGGCUUUGGCCACUGCCAAUGUGGAACAUGCCACUGUCAAGCAAACCGCACGGGCAGAGCAUGUGAAUGCAGUCAGAAUGUGGAUGGCUGUGUCAGCCCCAAGGGAGAGCUCUGCAGCGGGCAUGGAGAGUGUAAAUGUAACCGCUGCCAGUGCUUGGAUGGCUACUACGGGGCUCUGUGUGACCAGUGUCUAGGCUGCAAGACGCCAUGUGAGAGAUACAGGGACUGUGCGGAGUGUGGGGCCUUUGGCACUGGUCCUCUGGCCACCAACUGCAGUGUGGCUUGUGCUGAUGUGAACGUGACCCUGGCCUUGGCCCCUAUGUUGGAUGAUGGCUGGUGCAGGGAGAGGACACCAGACAACCGGUUGUUCUUCUUUCUGGUGGAGAAUGAGGCUGACGGGGUCUUGCUGAGAGUGAGGCCCCAAGAGAAGGGAGCAGAUCACACGCAGGCCAUUGUGCUAGGCUGUGUAGGGGGCAUCGUGGCAGUGGGACUGGGGCUCGUCCUGGCUUACCGGCUCUCCGUGGAGAUCUAUGACCGCCGGGAAUACAGCCGCUUUGAGAAGGAGCAGCAGCAACUCAACUGGAAGCAGGACAACAAUCCUCUCUACAGAAGUGCCAUCACAACCACUGUCAAUCCCCGCUUCCAAGGGGCAGAUGCGCCCACUCCCUGAGGGCGCAGGGGACUCAUCUAAGGCUCUUUUGUCUGGGAGGACAUUGGAAGUGGCGGAACAGGGUCUGUCAUGCCGAGGUUUGCUGGAGGACUACUCUGUUGCCGAGGACUGGUUGCCACGUACCUUCAUUUCAGUGGCUUAGAGGGUUUCUACCUACUCUGAGACCCUGAUCCCCACUUCACAAAGAGCUGAGGUUUUCCUACCCAAGUGAACAAUAAAGUCUUACCCCAGA
Molecule: messenger RNA, 2791 nt
Organism: Jaculus jaculus (lesser Egyptian jerboa)
Lineage: Eukaryota; Metazoa; Chordata; Mammalia; Rodentia; Dipodidae
Gene: Itgb7
Product: integrin subunit beta 7
Exons: 16
Coding region: 169-2559 (796 amino acids)
Biological process (GO): cell adhesion mediated by integrin; integrin-mediated signaling pathway; cell-matrix adhesion
Cellular component (GO): focal adhesion; cell surface; integrin complex
Molecular function (GO): integrin binding
Source: RefSeq, a predicted model, not a curated record